Molecule: messenger RNA, 2301 nt
Organism: Pongo pygmaeus (Bornean orangutan)
Lineage: Eukaryota; Metazoa; Chordata; Mammalia; Primates; Hominidae
Exons: 3
Coding region: 640-1785 (381 amino acids)
Molecular function (GO): RNA-DNA hybrid ribonuclease activity; nucleic acid binding
Source: RefSeq, a predicted model, not a curated record
GUGUUAGCCGUCUCUCGGUCGCCGGCUAAUAAAGGACUCUUAAUUUGUCUCAAAGUGUGGCGUUUUUCUAACUCCCUCGGGUACAACAUUUGGAGGCCCCAGCGAGAAUUUUAACGCCACUGGGCGAGAGCCGGUCUCGCUCCAGGCUCCCCCGGAAGGACGGCUGGCUUGUAGGGGGGGUGCCACCUGAAAAAAAGAAUUUUCAGGUUCCCGAAGGGUGACCGUCUUCCGGAGGAGAGCGGAUCGACUACCAUGUGAGUGCCCUAAAACUCAACAUCUGAGUCCUCAGCUUCUGACCCCGGGGUCAGGUUUCCUGGAAAAUCUCCAGGAAAGAGGAAAAACAGAAACAAGCAACACAGGCAGCUGAAAAAGCCACUGACAAAGCAUAUAAAAGACAAGCAGAAAUCUUGGUGACGGCUAUCCAAGAGGGCAAAAAGGAAAGGCCCCCAUUCCAGAAAAAUGGCCAAGGAACCUCGGGUUCCCGCCAGAAAGGUAAAGAAGGUGAACAGGCCCCUCUAGAAAAAGACCAAUGUGCUUAUUGCAAGCAGACUUGGCACUGGAAAAAGGAAUGCCCACUACUGCCACAAGAAAAAUCAGAAAAGAAAAAGGUCCUCACCCUGCCCACAAUGGAGGAGCCUGAUGAUUGACGGGGCCGUGAGAUACUGUCACCUCUGGAUAUUGGGAUUUGCGGAAAUUACAAAGCCCUUGAAUACUGCUACAAGAGGUAGCGGCCCACUGAUUUGGACAGACACCAAAGGACAGGCUUUUCAAAAUCUGAAAAAGGCUUUAACUGAAGCCUCUGCUUUAGCCCUCCCAAAUAGCUCAAAGCCGUUUCACCUGUUUGUCCAUGAGAGCCAGGGAGUUGCUAAGGGGGGGCUUACUCAGACUUUAGGACCUUGGAGACGCCCAGUGGCUUAUUUAUCUAAGAGGCUGAAUCCUGCGGCCUCUGGAUGGCCAAGUUGCCUGCGAGCCAUAGCGGCUACAGCAAGCCUAGUCCAAGAGAGUAAUAAGUUAACUCUGGGCCAGAAUUCAACCCUUAUGGCUCCUCAUGCUGUAGAGACUUUACUACGAAGUGCUUCUGGUAAAUGGAUGUCAAAUGCUCACAUCUUACAAUAUCAGAGUUUACUGUUGGAUCAGCCUCGUUUGACUUUCUCCCCCACGAGGUGUUUAAAUCCUGCCACCCUACUCCCAGAUCCAGAUUCCAAUAUUCCUGCCCAUUACUGUCAGGAACUGUUUAAAACUACUGAAACUGGCCGGCCAGAUCUUCAGGAUGUGCCCCUGGAAAAGGCGGACGCUACCAUGUUCACAGACGGCAGCAGUUUCCUCGAGCAGGGAGUACGAAAGGCCGGUGCAGGUGUUACCACAGAGACAGAUGUGUUGUGGGCUCAGGCUUUACCAGCGAAUACCUCAGCACAGAAAGCUGAAUUGAUCGCCCUCACCCAAGCUCUCCGAUGGGGUAAGCAUAAACGUAUUAACGUUUACACUGACAGCAGGUACGCCUUUGCUACUGUGCAUGUACAUGGAGCCAUCUACCAGGAGCGCGGGCUACUCACCUCAGCAGGAAACGCUAUCAAAAACAGAAGAAUCCCCCGUCUUCAAAGCCUAACAGAUCAAGCAGCUCUCCGGUGCACAACCUGCGCCCAGGUACAAGAUAUCAUUCUGCCACUUGUUCGAGAAGCCCAUCCCAACCCAGUUCCUGACCAGACGGGGCCCUGCCAUUCGUUCCAGCCAGGUGACCUGGUGUUUGUUAAAAAAUUCCAGAGAAAAGGACUCACUUUUGCUUGAAAGGGACCUCACACUGUCAUCCUCACGACGCCAACAGCUCUGAAGGUGGACGGAAUUCCUGCUUGGAUUCAUCACUCCCGCAUCAAAAGGGCCAACAAAGCCCAGAUAAAAACAUGGGUCCCCAAGCCUGGGUUAGGCCCCUUAAAACUGCGCCUAAGUCAGGUAAAGCUGUUAGAUUAAUUCUUUUUAUUUACUUCUCUUGUUUGUUUUCGCCUAUUAUGUCCUCUGCGCCUUCCUACUCCUUCCUCCUCACCUCUUUCACAACAGGACGUGUAUUCGCCAACACCACUUGGAGGGCCAGUACCUCCAAGGAAGUCACCUUUGCAGUCGAUUUAUGUGCACUGUUCCCAGAGCCAGCUCGCACCCAUGAAGAACAACACAACUUACCGGUCAUAGGAGCAGAAAGUGUCGACCUUGCAGCAGGAUUUGGAUACUCUGGGAGCCAAACUGGAUGUGGAAACUCCAAAGGUGCAGAAAAAGGACACCAAAAUGUUGACUUUUACCUCUGUCCUGGAA